Gasterosteus aculeatus aculeatus (three-spined stickleback) is the source of this 1564-nucleotide messenger RNA. RefSeq lists its product as uncharacterized. NCBI's taxonomy places the organism in Eukaryota, Metazoa, Chordata, Actinopteri, Perciformes, Gasterosteidae. The record is from RefSeq and is a predicted model, not a curated record.
AAGCAGUGACGUAAUGACAUGGAGAAAGCCACGUGGUCUCUGACUGGCUGAGCGGGCUGACUGUCACUCAGGUGAAGAUGGCGGCUCAGGUGUGUGCGAUGCUGCUGCUGUGCGCGCUCUCCUGCGGUUCCGGUCCGGACUUGGAGCGCGGGAGGACGGCGCUGCAGCGCGUGCGAAACCUCGCGGCCCAGUCCGAAUACGGAGGGUGUUGGGCGCGAGCUCUGGAGCACCUGGACACGCGCUGCAGGGAUAUGACGUCAGAUAUCCAGAGCCGGAUGGCGCUGAGCUUCGCGUUCUGUCACCUGAGCAGCUCUGGCAGGGAUUUCCCAUCAUGCCCUGCAGGGUCAGAGGUCAGUAGGUGUACCGCCGGUAUGGACGCUGUGGCCUUUAACACCUACACAGAGUUCUUCACCCACGCUCACUCCAUCUGUCACUUCCUGCAGUCUGACACCUGGCAGAGCCGGGCUGAGGACACCAUGCACAGGUUGACUGAGAGCUCAGCAGAUGUAGCUGAACAGCUUCAGUCCACCAGGCAGAUGGCUGAGGAGUUAAUCGAUGCACAGACUGCUGCCUUACAGGUGCAGAAGGACAUCCUAAACAACGGAGAUGAGCUGAGGGUCACCCUGAGAGACUCCACCCAGGGCCUUCGGGUGGUGUUCUCUGAGCUCAGCACUGCCUCCAGACAGCAGCAGGUGGCGCUCUCUGAACUCUUCAACAGAGUUUCUUUCCUGCAGAGCUUUCUGCUAAUGGAAGCUCAAAGUUUGAGCUCCUGCUGCUACAAUGCCGGUGCUCUGUGCACCUCCUUCCUCGUCACCUCCACCCAGCGCUCCUCUCGAGCCAGAUUGCUGCUGUUGACUCUGGUGUUUGUGAACUUUUACCUGGAGAGGAGGAUCUACCUGAGUGUGAUAAGCUCUGACCACGCUGAGCACAAACACAUGGAGCUGGUUGGUGUGUAUGUGAGUGUGUUGCGGCGCCUAAUGGUGUGUGUAGCGGUGUGUGUCCUGCUGUAUGUGUGUGUUACCUUCAGAGAUCCUCUACAGCAGAGUCUUCAGCUCCUGCAGCAACUCAGAGAGACUCAGAAGAGCCUGCAGGAGGCGCUGCAGCACGCAGAGGCUUUGGGGGAGCAGCAGAAGAAGAAUCAGCUGACUGUGAAGAGGAGGCCGGAGAGGAGAAGAGAGGAAGUAGAAAGAGAAGAGAUGUGCAGUUCCUUGUUGUCUCUAACCGAAGACCAACCGGACCGGUCUCACCUCCCACAUGUUGGUUGGAGUACUGAGAGAAGGCUACGCAGUACAGUAACCAAUACCCACAAUGCCUCAGCGCAGAGUCCCUCCAACCAGAAGGCUUCUGUGAGGUCAUGCAGGCGUUCCCGUGGCUCUGCCUCCUCCCCGCUGGUCUACAGCAUCCUCGUGGAGGAAAACGAGCCUCGCUACAGCCUGAGGAGCAGAUCGGAGGCUCGCUGAAGGACCGUCGCUCGCUGUUCACGUCUGUUUUUAACUUUGUGUCUGAUUAUUAAUAAAAGUUUUUAAACAAACAAAUGAAUGUGUUGAUGCAACCUAACAAUAAA